This is a messenger RNA of Cottoperca gobio, 1960 nucleotides long. It is a transcript of the gene tm4sf1, whose product is annotated as transmembrane 4 L six family member 18. Bases 142 to 732 code for a protein of 196 amino acids. The record is from RefSeq and is a predicted model, not a curated record. The transcript is spliced from 4 exons. Lineage: Eukaryota; Metazoa; Chordata; Actinopteri; Perciformes; Bovichtidae. Gene Ontology annotation, cellular component: membrane.
CUCGUCACUUGUUUUUGUUUCCUGGCCCCCCAGCUGCUCCGACCCUUCCCUCCCCUCUUUCUCUAUUCCUCCUGCUCUCCUCGGCCCAUUCCAGUUCUCUGCUCUCCUCACUGCAGUUGUGAGCGUGCUUUUGGGUGAGCGAUGUGUUGUUCGGUGGGAUUUGCCAGGUCUCUGGGUCUGGCCCUGCUGCCUCUGGCCCUCUGCUGUAUCGUGGCCAACCUGCUGCUGCUGUUUCCCAUGGGGGAAGCCAGCUACAUCCAGAAGGACCGCCUGGCCAGCAACAUCUGGUACUUUGGUGGACUUGGAGGAGGGGGAGCAUUGAUGCUGCUUCCAGCUGUAGUCUUCAUCACUCUGGGGAAAUGUAGCUGCUGCUGGAAUGAGAGCUUAAUGAUGUGCGGGUCAGUAAUGGCAGCUGUGGUCGGCCUGGUGGGGUCCGGCUACUGUUUCGUCAUGUCAGGGUACGCCUUGGUGCAGGGUCCCCAGUGCUUCACCUCGUAUGGAUGGUCGUACCCCUUUGAAAACCAGAGGGGCAGGUAUCUCUUGCAAUCAGAGACUUGGUCACGGUGUCUUCAGCCGGUUCACAUCGUAGAGUGGAACGUGACUCUGCUGUGCGUGUUACUGGGCCUGGCUGUGCUGGAGUUCAUCAUCUGUCUCUUACAGCUGGGAAACGGUUUAGUCAACGCCGUUUGCCGGCCCUGUUGCUACAAGCAGGAGUAUAGUCUUAAUGCUUAGAUCAACACACACACACACACACACACACACACACACACACACACGCACACACACACACACACACACACACGUGUAUGUAGACUCACCUGCUGAGACACAAGUGCAUGUGCACACAUAAACAAAUGACACACUCUGCAUGUAUGCACCCAUACAGGACAUUAAUGGACACAUGGAUAUGUGGCAGUCUGCACAUACAGCCUCAUUGCCCAGCACCAUGUGUAUGUGUGUGAGUACAGCUCAGCCUUACUUACACACACAUGCAGUGUUGUGGACACCUGACACAUCAGUGUAGUCACUAUAUUUUAAGCUUUUAAUUUGCCCUGUUAAAGUGGCAGACUAUGCAGUCAUUGAUGAUGAUGAUGAUGUUGAUGAUGAUGAUGAUGAUGGUAUUCUGGUGCAGCAAGUCUCAUCAAAGGCACCAGGUUAUUAGUCCAUAAGAAUGUAGAUGUAUGUAUGUCCUGAAUACUGACUUUGUACCUGGUGAAAGGAUGCUAAGCAGAACAACUUGUACAAAUAAUAAAGACAAAGUAGAGCAUCCUUGAUAAUAAUAAUAAUAAUAAUAAUAAUAAUAAUAAUAAUAAUAAUAAUAAUAAUAAUAAUAAUAAUAUAUGGUAUAUAGAAUAGUAGGUUCACUGAAGUAAGUAGCAGUGUGUGAAACUUUCAUGUGCCCUAUUUAGUCAUUUUAAAGAAGAUAAAUAACGGUGUUUACUUGCACUUACUUCAUGAAAUAUAUAUUGUUAAUGUCACGGUUGCUCACUUUCUUUAUUAUCAUUAUUUACUGUAUAUCUUUGUAUACACUCAUAAGCCCAACAUCUACACUACUGUUGUUGUUGCAGAAACAGAUAAUACUACAAUUCAAAUGAAUGUCACCACGCUAGUAUACUUCAGAUGGCAGCCAUCUAUUGUUUGAUAAUGUUGGACAUGACGUAAGCUCUUGUGUCAUUGUGUCCUUGCAAGAAGAGAUGCAUUCCCUUAAAUAGUUGUAUAUCGGCAUCUUGGCUGAAAUUAUUCCAACAUUUAUACACUGUGUUGGAUCAUUUAAGGAUUACGAACUGAUUUUUGUGUGUGUUUGUAAAUUUGCUUUCAUUUUCAGAGCAUUUUGUUGUAAAUUGUUUUCUUUACGUCUUUCGGAUCAGUGUUAACAGACAUUUUAUAUAUAUUUUAGUGACAUAUUUUUAUAAUGUAUGUUUGUUUGUGCUGCCUUGAAUAAAAAAAAAGACUAUUUCCA